Molecule: messenger RNA, 1589 nt
Organism: Photinus pyralis (common eastern firefly)
Lineage: Eukaryota; Metazoa; Arthropoda; Insecta; Coleoptera; Lampyridae
Exons: 3
Coding region: 53-1006 (317 amino acids)
Source: RefSeq, a predicted model, not a curated record
UGAAAAACUGUUGCGAUUGGUAGAACCACAUAUCAGUCGCCAAGAUACUGUUAUGAGGCAAUGUGUUUCAGCGAGAAGCAGGCUUGAACUUACGCUUCGCUUUCUUGCAACCGGAGAGUCUUACCGUUCGUUGAUGUAUUCUAGUAGGAUACAUGAAUCAACCAUUUCUCUAUUCAUUCCUGAAGUUUGUGAAGUCAUAUUUAAUGUUUUAAAAGAUGAGUUUUUAAUGACUCCAUCUACUCCCGAAAGUUGGCAAUCAAUUGCUGAUCAGUUUAUGGAACUAUGGCAAUUUCCUCAAUGUGUAGGGGCGCUUGACGGACGUCAUAUUACAUUUAGACCUCCAAAAUCGGCUGGAUCAUUUUACCACAAUUACAAAGGGGAUCAUUCACUAGUAUUAUUGGCAUUGGCCGAUGCGUGCUGCAAAUUUACAUACAUUAACAUUGGUGUUAAUGGUAGAAUAAGUGAUGGUGGAGUGUUUCGUGAUUGUACUCUGUCAAAAGCAAUUCAAAAUAAUUCGUUAAAUUUUCCACAAUCUCGACCAUUACCAGGAUCCAGUAACAAUGUUCCAUAUGUGAUAGUUGCAGACGACGCAUUUCCACUGUCCACAAGAAUAUUAAAACCUUAUCCACAACGAGGUUUAUCUCACGACAAGAAGAUAUUUAACUAUCGGUUAUCAAGGGCACGACGUAUCAUUGAACAUGCAUUUGGUAUUCUUGCCAACAGAUUUAGAGUAUUGUUAAAUCCGAUAUGUCUGUCACCAAAUAAAGUAGAAAAAAUUACUUUAGCUUGUGUGGCACUACAUAACUAUUUAUGUACAAAUAGUGGACAAUUUUAUACUGAUUUUGACGAAGCAUCAAUUAUCACAUUGGAUACAUGGAAACCACAGGGAACAAAUCGAACUUCCAGAUCAGCAUUAUCUGUGAGGGAUGAAUACAAAAAUUACUUUUGUUCUCCUACUGGCAGUGUAGAGUGGCAGGAUGCAGCAGUUUUAAGACACAAUUGUUAAUCAUACAAUUUGAAUAAGUGUAUAUAUAUGUAUAUAGGAUCACUCAGAUUUUAUUUGAAAUUCUUGGAAAUUAUAUGUACAAUAUCGCUUUCUAUUUUAUCUAACAAAUCGUCAUUCUUGAUGCGGCGUAAUUUUGGUUCAAUGUACUUAAGAAAGACAUCAAUCCUAUCCGCCUUGAUAGUGCUAACAUCAGGCUUCUUGCGUGCAACUGCAUUAGCAAUUUCAUUUAUCGCUCUGCUGGCAUCUGCUAAAUAGUCGAUUUCAUUCCCCUUUUUUCUCUUUAGUUGAGAUUGUGGUCGGCUGGUUUGUGGCGUCUGUUCAAUUACAUGCACAUUUGAGGCGCCUCCAUUGACAGGUUCCUAAAGUACAUUUAUUUACCGAAACAUUAUACUUAUUGACAAAUAUAAGGAAAUACCUCUUCAGUUUGUGAAUCGUCUGGUUCGUCUUCAUAAACAACCUCUAAUUGUGAAAUGUCCGUAAAUUCCAACGAUUCAAUAUUACUGUCUGAUGAAAGAGAAGGUGAAAGAGGCUUGGGGAUGCUAUCAUAAAUGGCUGUCUUUGCAAUUGAAUGCUCCAAAACAAA